This is a messenger RNA of Papaver somniferum (opium poppy), 2270 nucleotides long. RefSeq names its product UDP-glycosyltransferase 88B1-like. The record is from RefSeq and is a predicted model, not a curated record. Gene Ontology annotation, molecular function: UDP-glycosyltransferase activity. The transcript has a single exon. NCBI's taxonomy places the organism in Eukaryota, Viridiplantae, Streptophyta, Magnoliopsida, Ranunculales, Papaveraceae. The coding region runs from base 121 to 1749 and encodes 542 amino acids.
UUCAUAUUUCACCCACAACUACUUUCAGGGAAAGCUAACAAAUUUGUUGCAAAGAUGUACUAGGCCAAGCCUAUGCUUUUACAGCAAAUUCACUAGUACAUUAUUUAUCAAUGUGCAACCAUGUGGUUGAUGUCAUGGCUGGCCAAACAAUACCUAAUACAACCAGCAACCAACAUGCAUGAUGUUGCAUGCCCUACAAGAUAUCAACCAUAUGGACUAUCUCAACCAAUUCUCUCUUGCAACUACCAAAUUAUCAACCCCCUCACUCUCAUUCUCUCUAAGAUUAAACUUGGUGGUGGUGGUGGUGGUGGCGGUGGGAAGAUGAAGAAGACAAUAGUACUAUAUCCAUCACCACUAAUCGGUCAUUUGAUAUCCAUGGUUGAGUUAGGAAAGCUAAUACUCAACCAGUAUCCUUCAUUCAACAUUACAGUUCUCAUCACAGCCAUGAAUUCAAAAACUACUUCUCAAACUACACCAUACAUAAACCAGAUCUCUAAGACAACCCCAUCAAUUAAUUUCCAUCAUCUCCCAACUCAACCACUCGAAAAAUCGCAAACAUUUUUCGAAUAUCUUCGUCAAAACAAUCCACUCGUUCAUGAAUCUUUGGAUUUUAUUGUCUCUCAGAAUUACAAAAUUUGCAGCUUCAUUUUUGACAUGUUUUGUUCAGCUUCACUUCAAGUGACUACCCAACUCCAAAUUCCUUCAUACUUUUUUUACACAUCUGGUGUUAAUGCUUUUACUGUUUUAUUGCAUCUGCCAAUGUUAAACAAAACCUGGAAGAGUGUAGAGCAUGAUGAUGAGAGUAGUCUACUAUUACCCAACACCUAUUUGAAUAUCCCUGGUUUACCACCGAUUUUAUCAACCGAUUUACCAUCAUCCUCAUUGAAUCCUAAGGAUGCAUCUCAUGAGCCGUUCAUGUUUAUAUCGAAAACAGCGGUUCAAGCUAAGGGGAUUAUCGUGAACUCGUUUGAAUCGUUGGAACCCAGAGCAGUCAAAGCAAUCAAAGGUGGGUUAUGUUUUCCCGACUCAGUGAUCACACCACCGCUCUACCCGAUUGGACCGUUGAUUGCUGAACCAACAGCUAGUAAUAAAACUUGCGAUUGUUUAACAUGGCUGGAUAAACAGACACGCGAAAGCGUCGUGUUUUUAUGUUUCGGAAGCGGUGGCGUUUUCUCGGAAGAUCAGUUGAACGAGAUAGCGGUCGGGUUAGAGAAAAGUAGAAAGAGGUUUUUGUGGGUGGUGCGAAUUGCACAUCCAAAAGAGAAAAACGGACACAAUAUAACACCAACAGAGCCUAGUCUUGAUGAACUUUUUCCGAAAGGAUUUCUAGAGCGGACAAGAGAAAGAGGUUUAGUGGUCAAGAAUUGGGCACCUCAAGUGGACGUGUUGAAUCAUGAAUCGGUUGGUGGGUUUGUGACUCACUGUGGUUGGAAUUCCAUUCUGGAAGCAGUUUGUGCGGGGGUACCCAUGAUUGGGUGGCCUUUAUAUGCUGAACAAAGGGUGAACCGGGUCGCUUUGGUUAAAGAAAUGACGCUAAGUUUAUGGUUAAACGAGUCGGAAAAUGGGUUUGUCACUGCAGCCGAAAUCGAGGAAUGCGUCAACACAUUGAUGGACUCUGAAGAAGGGAGAGCGCUGAAAGAACGAGUUAUAGUAGCCAAGGAUGAAGCAAAAUUGGCAUUGAGCGGAGGGGGAUCAACUCUCAAUGCGCUUGCAAAGCUAGUCGAGUCUUGGGGUCAGGGCCAGUCUUGAAAACAAACAAAGGGAAAAUAAAUAAAUUAAAGCGGGCAAUACUAUAUAUAUACUUAUUAAUAGAGGCCCAUGCGAACAUACUUCCUGCUCUCGGGUCAUUCCUCUAGAUGCAUGACUAUUGAUAAUAGGCACUCUGAUGUGCAUAAACAGAUUCAUAUGUACAUGUUCGAAUCUUUCAAAAAUAACUUAUGGCUCCAAUACUCCCGUUGAUACUUUUCUUUUCCAAGACGCUACAGGGGUUACAAAGUUACCAAUAUUUAUUGAGCCAUCAUCAAUAAAAUGAACCCAUUGUGGAGGAUUGUUUUUUCACGUAUGGAUUUGGUAAACCAGCAGCAAUCUCUUGACUUUUAUUUGAAAAAUGACAUCGAAGUUCUCAUGUUAAGCUAUAUUAGCAGGAAUUUUAUGGCAAUUGAAGGAUAACAAAAGUAAUUUUUUUGAAUUUUUUUUGUCUUUUCGAGGUCAUUUAUUCUGCAUUUAUGUAAUAAGGUGCACAUUUUUCGAAAAUGUUUGGUGUACCCAAA